AUUUACGUCUUGCUCAGCUGGCUAUGCAUGCUAUUGGAAUAAUCAUCAUGUGUGUAUGCUUUAUCACUGCGCUUGCAUUAAUCAUCGUCUGGUAUAAAAAGAAUAUAGAGAGUAGAAGUUUUCAACUUUGGCGUCUGCUUAUAGGCAUAUUUCUUAUGCUAGCUG
This is a messenger RNA of Heterobilharzia americana, 165 nucleotides long. Lineage: Eukaryota; Metazoa; Platyhelminthes; Trematoda; Strigeidida; Schistosomatidae. The record is from the annotation of a GenBank genome assembly.